Molecule: messenger RNA, 14259 nt
Organism: Salmo salar (Atlantic salmon)
Lineage: Eukaryota; Metazoa; Chordata; Actinopteri; Salmoniformes; Salmonidae
Source: RefSeq, a predicted model, not a curated record
ACGUCUCUGGAUCGUAGGUGAUGAUGGCGGUGGAUGAGCAACAUCGCUGAGUUCGCUCCUCUGAGCUUUCUAUGUUAAUAUCAGUAUAAAAACUGUCGAAUAAUACAAUUAGUCUCCUUGGUCUCCUAACCAGAGACGAUGGGCAACGAAGGAAGCAUCGAGGGAAGCGGACAACCCGGAGAACCGGGCUCCAUCUCUAUGGUUGGAGCUCCCGGUUCGUUUUCAGCACCGGGCUCUGGACAGCACAUCAAGCCCGCCAAUGGUGCUGUUGCCGGGGGAGGAAUGGGUGGCGGACCGGGGAUGAAUAGGGUUCCUAUAGGGAGUCCUAAACCUGGGAUGCAGCUUGGCUAUGGAGGGGUGGCUGGAGGAAUGGGUGGAGGAGGAGGUCAGAGACUGGCCAACCAAGAGAGCCACAGGCCGAUGCAGCAGUCUAGCUCAGGCCCCGACCAUGGCUCUGGCCCAGGCCAUGGCCCGGGUCAGGGCCAUGGGCCAGGGAUGGGUGCUGGGAUGGGUGGCGGUCAGGGUCAGCAUGGCCAGAGCCCCGGUCAGCCUGGUCAGCACGCCUCCAGACGGAACCUCCAGGUGGACUUCAGCAGCUCGGGAGGCCGGACGGGUCGCUCCUCCUCAGCGUCUCCGGACCGGGGGAUCACCCCCACCUCGCCCUACUCGGUGCCUCAGAUCGCCCCCAUGCCCGUCAGCAAGCUGUGCCCCCUCUGCUCCACCACAGAGCUGACCCACCCGCCGGCCCUGCCAAACUACAACACCUGCACGCAGUGCCGCUCCACCGUCUGCAACCAGUGUGGCUUCAACCCCAACCCCCAUCUCACAGAAGUCCAGGAGUGGCUCUGUCUCAACUGCCAGAUGCAGAGGGCCUUGGGCAUUGACAUGACCACCCCACGCUCCAAGAGCCAGCAGCAGAUCCACUCUCCAUCCCACCAAGCCAAACCCAUAGUCCAGCCACCACCUGUUCAGCCAGCUCAGCCAGCAGCCCAGCCAAAACCCCAGCCUCAGCCCCAGGCCCAGCCCCCACCACAGUCAAAACCCCACUCCCAGCCCCAGCACCAACUCUACGGUCAAUCCCAGCCCUAUGGUCAAUCCCAGCCCCAGGCCCAGCCCUAUGGUCAAUCCCAGUCCCAGCCCUAUAGUCAAUCCCAAUCCCAGGCCCAGCUCUAUGGUCAGUCCCAGCCCCAGUCCUUUGGAAAAACUCAGCCCCAGCCCUGUGGUCAAUCCCAGCCUCAGCAUCAGCCCUACAACCAAACUCAGCCCCAGCCACAUGGUCAAUCCCAGACCUAUGCCCAUUCCCAGCCCCAGCAACAGCCCUAUGGUCAAUCCCAGCCCAAACAACAGCCCUACAGCCAAACUCAGCCUCAGCCAUAUGGUCAAUCCCAGCCCUAUGGUGAAUCCCAGCCUCAGCAACAGCCCUACGGCCAAAGCCAACCACAGCCCCAGCCAUAUGGUCAAUCCCAGCCCUAUGGUCAAUCCCAGCCCCAGCACCAGCCUCAGGCCAAACCCCAAGCUCAGCAUCAGCCACAGCCCUCCCCUGGCCUACAGAGACACCCUAUACCCGGCUCUUCCUCCCUGCCCGGGUCAACGACAAGCUCCCCCCAGCACAUCCCAUAUGGCCAGAGAGGGCCUGGAGGUCCCGGCCAGCCCCGGAUCCCCCAUCCUGGGGCAGUCCCCCUGGUGGGCAUGGCCAAGGCUCCCUCCCAGCCAGACCUGGGCCGAGGCUCCCCGCUGCACCAGGGCGGCCGCCAGGCUGCCAGCGCCGGCUCGUCGCCUUCCCAUCGGCCCGCUGCUCCCCAGGGGCAACUGCCCCAGGAUGGCCUGACCAAACUGUUUGGCUUUGGGGCAUCGCUCCUCAACCAGGCAGCCAGCACCCUGGCCUCUGUGGACCCCCUCUCAGGGACACCAUCCACCCAGCCCUCCCCUGCCAGGGGUGGGCCUUCCAACAAACAACAAGGACCUCCUGGUGCCAAACCAUUCCAGACGGGUGGCCCCCAUGCACCACAGAUGGGUGGCCCCCAUGCACCACAGAUGGGUGGCCCCCAUGCACCCCAGAUGGGUGGCCCGCAAGCACCCCAGAUGGGUGGCCCGCAAGCACCCCAGAUGGGUGGCCCGCAAGCACCCCAAAUGGGUGGCCCUCAUGUACCGCAAAUGGGUGGACCCCACACACCAACUCAGAUUGGUGGCCCGUAUGCACCACAAAUGGGUGGCCCACAUACAUCAACUCAGAAAGCACCCCAACAGCAGCAAUCACCUGUGCAUCAUCAGAAAGGAUCACAGCAACAACAGCAACAGCAGCAGCCGGCCAGACAGGAGCCUGUUCCCAAGCCGGUGGAGCCCGAGACGCCCAAAGUCAACUGCCCCUUGUGUAAGACGGAGCUCAACAUCGGCAGCACCACUGAGCCGCCUAGCUACAACUCCUGCACCCAGUGCCACACUCAGGUCUGCAACCUAUGUGGAUUCAACCCCGCACCUCACCUGGAGAAGAAAGAAUGGCUCUGUCUGAACUGCCAGACCCAGCGACUGAUGUCUGGAGGGCUCCGGGAUCCCUCUCCUGUAUCUCAUCCGUCUCCAAAGCACCAACCAAUGGGUUCUCCACGCCACCAGGCACUGGCCAGUCAGCAGCCUGUUCAGCAGCCACCCUUCCAAAAAUUGACCAAUCAGCAGCAGGAAGGGACGAGACAGAUGCAGCCGCAGCAGCAGAAGCCCCAGACAGCCCUGGGGAGCGGACCUUUCGAACCAACUGCAGCGAAGCAACCUGGAGACACAAAGGCCCCUGUCCAGGCCACACCUACACCUGCAAUCGAGCCCCUGAAACAACCAAAGGCCACGGAAGAGACUACACCAAAACCAGACAAGUUGGUGGAACCCGCCAUAGACACCAAACCGACUCAGAAGAAGGGAGAGCCAAUCACACCAAUAAAAGAGAUAAAGAAGUCAAGAUAUGAUGAGACCAAGAACAGCACUCAGGACCUGUCGCGGAGCCCCCAAAGCCUGAGUGACACAGGCUACUCCUCCGACGGCAUCUCCAGCUCCCACAGCGAGAUCAUCGGCCUCAUCCAGGAGGAGGAGAUGAAGCUGAGCGAGAGGGGCAUCAGCGGGCGUGGCAGCCCCCCCAGCCCCUCCGAGAUCACCAAGCUGGAGAGCUCCAUGAGGCCCCUGCUGGAGUGCAAGACCCUGCCAGUUGAGGAGAGGGAGCGCGAAAGGGGCAGAGGCCGGCACCACCGAGAGCAGAGACCCCGGUCGCUGUCCAUCACCCCGGAGGCCUAUGACUCUGACGAGGAGCUGGAGGACAUUGUGGAAGAGGAAGAGGAGGACGGAGGGGACUGGGAGUCCAAACAGGAGCACAAGAGCAGUGCCGCUCCCAAAGAGGAGAAGAAAGUGGCCGAGCCGGAGCCGAUGACAGAUGAGGAGUUCAUGAGGAGGCAGAUCAUGGAGAUGAGCGCUGACGAGGACAACGAGGAAGAGGAGGAGGACAUGGAGGAGGAGGACGAGGAGGACGAAGGCUACGGCUACCAAAAACCUAAAAAAACACACAAGCACAUCUCAGAGUUGUCGAAAGAGAAGCGCCGCCUCUCUCACCAGUCCAGCAGCUUUGAGGAGGACACCAAAAGCUCCAGCGACAUCUACAAAUGUUCUGCGGAGGAAGGAGAGGAGGGGGGUCUGGGGGGCCUGCGCCGCUUCAAGACAAUCGAGCUCAACAACACCAACAGCUACAGCCGCGACAUGGAGCUCAACAACGAGAAUGACCUCAGCCUGGACCGAGAGCCCGAGCUGGAGAUGGAGAGCCUGACUGGGUCUCCCGAGGAGCGCUCCAGGGGUGAGUACUCCUCCACCCUACCACCCACCACCUCCAGCUACAACUCUGGCACCUCCCCCACCUCCAUCUCCUCCAUGGAGGAAGACAGCGACAGCAGUCCCAGUCGCAGGCAGAGACUGGAGGACGCCAAGCAGCAGAGGAAGGCCCGCCACCGCUCCCACGGCCCCCUGCUGCCCACCAUUGAGGACUCCUCGGAGGAGGACGAGCUGAGGGAGGAGGAGGAGCUGCUGCGGGAGCAGGAGAAGAUGAGGGACCUGGAGCAACAGAGGAUCCGCAGCACGGCCAGGAAGACCAAAAGAGAUAAGGAGGAGCUGAGGGCCCAGAGACGCAGGGAGAGAUCCAAGACGCCCCCCAGCAACCUCUCCCCCAUCGAGGAUGCCUCCCCUACUGAGGAGCUACGACAAGCUGCUGAGAUGGAGGAGCUCCACCGAUCCUCUGCCUCAGAAUACUCCCCCCAGAGCCUUGACUCAGAGGCUGAGGGAUACGAGUCUAAACUCUACAAGUCUGGCAGCGAGUAUAACUUGCCCACGUUCAUGUCUCUGUACUCUCCUACUGAGAAGUCGUCGACGACCUCAACCACCACCACGCCCUCCAGCAGCAAGCCCCUGAAGAGUGCUGAGGAGGUGUAUGAGGAAAUGAUGAGGAAAGCCGAGUUGCUGCAGAAACAACAAAAACAGCAACAGCAGCAGCAACAAGGGAGACACAACAGUGCAUAUGAGGAUGACACGAAUGGCCAACAGUAUGAAGAUGAGUAUGAGUACGAGCAGGCUGAGACUAGUUAUGAAAACGAGGCGGCAGAGACAGGAGACAUCUACGAAGAGAUCCGCCAGACUUCCCAAAACAUCACUAAGAUGCAUCAAUCCUCAGCCCUGGAGUUACAGCAGCAGGCAGACGAGCAGGUGGAAAUAGACGACAGCACCUAUCCAGAUAAGCAGCUUUUAGAUACAGGGUCGGCCUUCGCUAAGCUGCUUGAGCAGACCAAUGACCUAUUGACUCCUGGCAACAGCCCCACUCAGCUCUCUGCACCUGUGACUUUCUCUGAGACCGGAGGAAGGAUCCCUGAUGUACGGGUGACACAACACUACUCCAAAGAUGUCCAUAAAGCCGGGAUGAAGAGCCAGACGGGUAAAAAUGGCAUUACUCCAGUGGCGGCCGCCACCACAAUAGCAGCCUACGGGGUUUAUUCACGGGAUGCAGUGACCAUCUCUCACACAAGUGCUAGUCAAACGAUGACGACCACCCAAACCAUCAUGUAUGGUCGACAAACUGGAGGACCUGCCACUUCAACCACAACCGUCUCAAAUGUGUGCAGCAAGAUAGCGGCGAUAACACAGGCAUACAGCCAAAGAGAGGUGGUUGCGAGGAGGGUGGGCGAGUGCCGAGGGGUCCAAGCUAGAGAGAGUGCGACAUCUUCAGAGCAUGUCAUGGAGCCCCGCUCGCCAAAGAUGUACUCGUACUACAAGAGCUCCAGCCCCCCUCUGUCUCCCUCAGCCUCGCCCACCGAGAGCCCAAGUCCCUCACCCUCCAGGAGGGCCGAGAUAUCCACUCAGACAUUCAGCCCAGACAUAGGGGCUCUGUCGGCUGGUUCGGGGCCCACCUCCCCAGUGAUGGCCCAGGGGACACAGACAUCUCAAAGGGCCCUAUCCCCACGUCUCUUCAGACAGCAAUCCUCCCAGCAUGCCCCCUACAUGGUCGCAGAGCCCACAAGCCCUGCCAAACCAAUGACGGUCAACACCGCCACGUCACCUUUAUCCUCGCCCACCAGAUUCAUCCGACAGUCGACAUUUGACAGCUACUCUCCACAGGCCAGUCCGCCAGACACCCCUCCAUACCACCAGUCUCCUCAGCACAGCUUCUAUAGGAUGCAGAAGCUGGAGAAGGUCAGUGUUGGAACCAGCAUGGUCACCACAGCUAGCACCUACAGCCGUGGUUCCAUGUCUAUGGACAACAUCUCUCUCUGCAGGAUCUCCAGCAUCCCGGGGACCUCGAGUGUCGAGCCAGGCCAGAUGAUCCAUGGUGGGAGUGUGGUGGAUCUGAGAACAGUAGAUCUGAGAACAGCCACUAACGCAGCUCCCAUUAUCAUGACCGCCCAUGGCAUGGAUCUUACCUCCCUGGCCACAGAAACACGCAAAUACACCAGCGGGCCCGAGAGGAGCCACCCCUCCACUAUCAUCCAGCCCCUCAUCAUGAACCUGAACACCCAGCAGCAGCCCCACGUAAUGGUAUCCACUGCAACCACGAUGAGCGUCACGGUGGCCGCUUCCAUGUUCAUAUCACAGCCCCAACAGCCCAUGGUCUAUGGGGACCCUCUACAAAACAGAGUUGACCUCGGUCAGGGCAUGGGCUCAGCUAUGUGCCUGUCACAGAACAAACCACCUCCCAUUGACCCAUCCAUCCCCAAGAUCGACGCCAAGCUGGAGGACCUGAGCAUCCAGCAGCAGCAGCUUCUCCAGCAGCAGCAAAAGCUUCAACAGCAACAGCAGCUCUUGGAGCAACAGCUCCAGCAACACCACCAGAUGCAGCAGCAGUCCUCCGUAGCUCGGUUCAACCUAUCAGGCCAGAUGACGCUGCUCAAGAAAGACCUUCUGGUCAGCCAAACCAGCAAUACCCCAGCCGUGGUCAGUACUAUAUCCCCUGCCGUUGCCCCUGAUAUCUACAGCACUGGAGGUCCCCUGGAGCUGAAGAGCAAACCAACCCCGGCAGGUGUGAUGAACCUGGCUGGGGGUGGGCCUCAUGGCAUGAUGGUCCAAAUGGAUGGAGCCCCACAGGGAGGACCAGUGACCCAGCUGGUGAAGACAGAGGAGGGCCAGGAUGCCGUGGACCUCACAGGGGGGCAGAUCAAAGCUGAGAACCAACCAGCUUGCUGUGAUGUAGUGUACCGCCUCCCAUUUGGAGGUAGCUGCGUUGGUGGACCAUUCUCCCAAAAGCCAAAUGUUGAUGAGAAAGUGGCCACUCAAGAGCCAAGACCACACUCUGUGCCACCACUCUCUUAUGAGUCGGACCAGGAGGGCCAGUAUCAGGAGUUUUCUAUGGACGGGCGUAAAGCCUACACAUUACCAUUCCCUGGCCGGCUACAGCCCUCGAUGUCUGACACUAACCUAGCAGAGGCCGGACUCCAGUCCUACCACUCCAAGAUGGACCCACACUUCCAGACCUCUGGAGAGCUAGCUGUGGACCUCAGCACCAUGAAACACACCUAUGAGGGAGGCUUCCUCGGACUGGGCAUGCAGUAUGGCUCCUACACUGACCUACGCCAUGGAGGAGACAUCACUGUAACUGCCCUGCCCAUACGCAGAUUCAACUCCCUGUCAAACAUCAGCUCUGACUACGGCUACUCCCCCCGAGACCUCGCUAACUUCCAGGAGUCCAACCUAGCCCAGUACAGUGCCACAACUGCCAGAGAGAUCAGUCGAAUGUGCGCUGCCCUCAACUCAAUGGACCGCUAUGGGAGCAACCCGGAGCUUGUGCAAUACGGUGUAGGCAGAGGAACAGGUCCAGGUGGCAGGCUUAACUCUAUGAGACAAAAUAUGCUCUAUGGACCUGACGGGAAGCCAAUCUCUCACACCCAAGCGCUCACAAACAUGAUCAAUGCCAGGCAAGCCAGCCUCCGAGCCAUGUACCCGUCUGCCAUGAGGUCUGCCGAUGGGAUGACCUAUUCUACCAUCAACACACCCAUCGCCUCCACCUUGCCAAUCACUACCCAGCCUGCCUCAGUGCUGCGCCCGCUAUUAAGUGGAGUGUACAGGCCUUUACCCACAGCCAAUAUGACACCUGUGCCUCUGGCCAGCCUCACAAGGAUGCCUGUGAACCCACGGAUGCCUAUGUCUGGACAGGCCCCAUACCGUUAUCCGGCUCCCAACGUCUUCCCAUCUACGACGUUGGCCCCUGUGAGCAUGCCUGCCGCCAUCACCACCACUCAGGAUACCCCAAUCUACCUAGGGAAGCCCUCUGUGACAUCAAGUGGAUCUGAUCCCCCGUAUCAAUCUCCUGUUGCCCAUACAUCAGCCUCAGUGAGCUUGCCAACGGAGUCCGAGCAGCAGCCCAUAAACCUGACCCAGGCUCACCUCCACACUCAGGCCCCAGGGCAGCCCCAGGUCCAGCCUCAGAACCAGCCCCCAGCCCAGCCCCAGCACAUGCAACCUCAAUUCCACCCUCAGGGCCAGCAUCCACCCCAGAGCCAGCCACCUCCAGCCCAUGCUUACCCGCCAACACAAAGCUACACUGGGCCCCAGAGCAGCACCCAGCCCCAUCACCCAACCCCACCCUCCAGCGGCCCUGUCAACCCGGAGACAGAGACUGAGGAGGAGAGGAUGCACCGCCAGCAGGAACAGCUUCUGCAAAUGGAGCGGGAACGCGUGGAGUUGGAGAAGCUGCGUCAGCUGCGUCUGCAGGAGGAGCUGGAGAGGGAGCGCAUGGAGCUGCAGCGGCACCGUGAGAAAGAGCAGAUGCUGGUGCACAGGGAGAUCCAGGAGCUGCAGAACAUCAAGGAACAGGUCCUGCAGCAGCAGCAGGCUGAGAGGGAGAACCAGCUGGUGAUGCAGAAGGAGCAGUUGGCCCAGCAGAAAGCCCAGCUUGACCAGAUCCAGUCGCUGCAGCAGCAGCUCCAGCAGCAGCUCGAGGAGCAGAAGAGGCAGAAGACUGCUGCAGCUGCUGCUGCAGCCACCGCAGCCGCUCAGUUGGACCAGAGCGGCCAGACGCUGCAGCCCUAUGGAAACCAAAUGGGCUUCAGGUCCCUGCCCAACUCCUCCUCAGACAUGUGUCUAAGGAACAACGAGGAGCAGAUGGAGACCAGGACCAACAUGAGAAAGCAGAACUCCACCUCCAUGCCCCGACUGAGGGAUGGAAUGGAGGGCGAGAGCGUUGAGUUCUACGGAGCCCGGAGGAUCGUGGACAGUUGCGUUCAGACAGACGAAGAGGACGGCGAGGAGAGGUACAUCAUGUCUAGGCGCAGACGCAACAGGCGCAGCGUGGACCGCAGCGUCCAGACCGACGACGAUGAGGAGAAAGUAGAGUGGGAGCAGCCUGUGAGACGCAGACGCUCACGCUUCUCCAGGCACUCGGAUCCCGGGGCCGACCACAAGACUGACGCAGCCUCCAAGACGGCCGCCUCAUCCAGCAUCGCCAUUCAGACCAUCCGAGACUGCUCCUGCCAGACUGAAACAGACCAGCUGGGGAAGGUGUCCCCGGCCAUCCACGUCACUGUGCCAGACCCGAACAAAGUGGAGAUUGUCCACUACAUCUCAGGCCCUGAAAGGACCCAGAAGGGCCAAAGCCUAGCCUGCCAAACAGAUGUGGAGGCCCAGUCUCAGGGCGUGGUGGUGCCACAGCUCAGCGUGCCCACCACCAUCAGCCCCUACUCUACGGGUAUCCAGCUGGUUGGCUCCGCCGACCCGCGGCAGCAGAACAGGAGGAGGUCUGACCCCAUGGAGAUCAGCUACCAGACCCAGACCCAGUCCAUGAACCACCUCCACAACGAGUCCCUCUCCAGCCUGAUCCGUCAGCCCCCCAAGUCCCCCCAGGUGCUUUACUCCCCUGUGUCCCCUGUCUCCCCCCACCGCCUGCUGGAGACCUCCCUUUCCAGCGGUGGGCUGAACAAGGCCCAUGUCACUCCCCAGCAGAAGGCCUACACAGCCGAGUCACCCCAGCGCCACCCCAGCAUGCCCCGCCCUAUUAGGAACACACAGAGGUCCAUGUCUGACCCCAAGUUGCUGAGCCCCACCACUGACGAGCACACUAAGGCCAGGUUAAACCUGUACCAGCAACAAGCUCUUCAGAGCCAGCUUGCUGCCCUGCAGCAGAGCGCUCUGAGGAAGGUGAAGAGGACCCUGCCCAGCCCCCCUCCAGAGGAGAGCCACCUCCCCAUCAUCACCCCGGCCCUUCCCCAAAUGUACAUGCCCGCUGUGCCCUCCAUGAGGGCCGGGUCCAGGCCAGGUCUGGCAGCCAAAGCCAGCCUGCUGAAGGACCUCACCCACGAGCUGAAGGCCGUGGAGCAGGAGUCCACCAAGCUCCGCAAGCAGCAGCAGGAGCUGGAGGAGGAGGAGAAGGAGAUUGAUGCCAAGCUGCGCUACCUGGAGCUGGGCAUUCAUCAGCGCAAGGAGACCCUGGUGAAGGAGCGGGAGAGGAGGGAUAUGGCCUACCUGCGCUGCAUGGGCGACCCGCGAGACUACAUGUCAGACAGCGAGCUGAAUAACCUGCGGCUGGCGGCGGCGGUAGCUUCCUACGAGAGCAACGGGGUGCUGACCAGACCGAGCACAGCACCACUGAGCCAGUACACCAGCGACCUCAAUACAGCCGCCCAGUUCCCUCCCAUCUCCUCCUUCGUCUCCUACCAGUCAUACCACCCCCAGAGCCAGCCAGCUCCAGCACCCCAGCCUGGCACCCCUUACCAGACCGCAGCCUUCAACCAGCCCCCCUACCCUUCAGUGUCCCAGGCAGCAGCUCUUCCCCAGCCCACCCCCCUGCAGACCCAACAUCUUCCCCCAUCCUACCAGACCCAGGGGUCCUUCCCCUCCCACACAUACCCCCAGAGCCAGCCCCCCUACCCGACAGAGCAGGGGGUGCAGCCACUGCUCCAGCAACAGCAACAGCCAAGCCACCAUGGGUUCCAGCCUGCCCAGCCUGGCCAACCUCCCUACCCCACCCACACCUCUCCAUACCCCAGCCAGGUGUCCUACCCAGCUGGCCCUAGCCAGACCACUCCUUACCAGCCCCAGGCAGACAUCCUCACUGUUCAUCAGAGACCCAGACAGACCUCUCUGGCUGACCUGGAGCACAAGAUGCCCACUAACUAUGAGGUCAUAAGCAACCCCACUGUAGUGGUGACCACCACAGCCCAAGAUGCCAUCUACUCUUCCUCCAGUGGGGCGCCCCCAUACGGACAGUAUACUGGUGGUACCACUAUGGCCAACACUUAUGGGCCAUACUCUUCUACAGCCUCUAGUACAUAUGGCCAGUACACCACGACAGUUGCCAACACAUAUGGACAGCAGUACACUUCCACCCUGGCCAGUACAUACGGCCAGUAUACCACCACCACAGCUAACACCUACUGCUAUACCACCACUACAGCCAGCUCCUACGGCCAGUACACCACCACAGUGGCCAACAGCUACGGCCACGGCACUCCAUCUGACCGUCUGCACUCGGUUGACAGCCCGUCCACCUACGCACAGGACAGUCUCUACGGCCCAGCCAGCCUGGAGCAGAACAUCCCAAGGAACUACGUCAUGUGCGACGACAUCAGUGAGCUGACAAAGGACGGCCUGGGCGGCAUGGUGGCAGACAUGCAUCGAAGCGACGGUCAUGGUGGACGCUACAUGGGGGAGAGCGGCCCGGCGAGAGGAGGGAGUUCCUACGGCAGGCCGGAGGACGAGCUGACCAGGGAGGAAGACCUGUACGACCACCACAGCAGGGGUAAGAGCAGCUACCACCCACGAGGGUCAGACACAUAUGGCCGAGUAGUGGGCAGCAGCAGCACUAGCAUGGGUGGGGGAUCCGCCUAUUACUAUGAUGACUACACCAAACACGGCGCACAGCGCACCGGGGUCCAGAAGCAGGCCUCCAAGAGCCUGGCUCCGGCCGUCAUGUCCUCCAAGCGCAGCAAGCACCGCAAGCAAGGCAUGGAGCAGAAGAUCUCCAAGUUCUCCCCCAUCGAGGAGGCACGCGACGUGGAGGCUGACCUGGCCUCGUACACCAUGAGCAUGUCGGGCGGUGGCAGCUGCACCGUAGUGUCCCGGGCCAGGAAACUGCAGGACGACAUGGCCUACGGCCUGAGGAAGAGUGCCUAUGAGCAGAAGCGAUACUCCUAUCCCGAGGAGGACGAGCGCAUGUACUACACCUCGGGCCGUUCACGCUCCACAGGCUAUGGCAUGGACAAGAUCUCGUCCCGGGACUAUGCCGGCUACCGCAGCCGCUCCUAUGAGAGAGAUGGGGACAGGGAUCGCUCGUCGUACAGGGCGGGAUACAGUCGGGGCAGACCCCCCAUGCGCUCCCAGUAUUCGGAGGAGGAGAACCUGCUGAGCUCCAUGGGUGUUCAUGUGCGGGCCUCCUCCCUGGGCCCAGAGCUGUACGACAGCCGUAGUAAUCAGUAUUAUGGCCAGUACGGUUCCAGCCACUCCCUGCCUGAUGUGCAAGACCACAUGAGAGACUUGCCCCGGACUCACGUCUACAAACCAGACGAUUCUUACAUUAUAGACGAUAUGCAUUGCGCUGUUUCAGACAGCGAAGUCUGCAUGCCUCUGUCGCCGUCGGACUUGGAGAUUGACUGUGAUCUGCUCUUGGUUUCCAAAGCCUACAAUCUUGGCCAAGAGGAGACAGACUGGUUUGAGAAGCCCAGGGACCUGCGCUCCGGCUCCCGUCACUACGGCAGUGGAGGCCACUCCUCGUCCGGCCGCAGCCGCCACGUCAAGCACACCUACCACGACUACGACGAGCCCCCAGAGGAGGACCUGUGGCCCCAGGACGAGUAUGGCCAAGCCCGUCACUCCUCCUCCUCGCGGGACCACCGCCCCCAUGGCAGCGGCAGCUCCGGGAGACACUCCUCUACGUCCCGCCACUUGGACGAGCCCCGCUCCUCUCGCUCCUCCAAGGGACAUCCCAAAGACCCGUCCAUGCGCCACGACUCCCGCCAGUUGUCCUCGUCGGGAAAGAGGGGCGACUCCCGCUCCCAGGGGGGGUAUCACUCAUCGGACUACUCCAGGGACCCGUCGGGCCACCACCACAGCCAGGGUCGCUCUUCCAAGUCCUCGUCCUCUCACGAUGGGCGGACUUCCUCCAGGAAGCAGCAGGACCUCCAGGGUCACCCUUCCUCUACCUCCAGGGGCCAGGGCAGCUCUGGACGUGGGCAGGGCUCCACCAGUGGGCCUCCAGGCUCCAGGGGACAGGGUCCUACCUCCCAGCAGGAUGGGCUGCAGCCAGGCCAACGCACCCAACUGCAGCAGCAGCCCCAGACCUCGGCGGCACGGCAGACAGGCACCAUCCCUGCAGGCACCACUCCUGGGGGCCAGCAGCCUCUGGGCCCGGGCCAAGCCCAGCAGGGUCUACAGGCGAAGCCUGGUCAGCUUGGUCCUGGUCAGGCCAGUCGCCAGCCACAGGCAGGAGGCACAAUGGGGCAACUGCCAACAACUGUGGCACCUGUUGCAAACACACCCCCUGUGACUGCCAUAGGGGCCAAAGCUGUCAUAGGAGGGGCGGCCCAGCCUGCAAAAACACCUCAACCCCCACUCACAGGAAUAGGCUCCAAGGCCGCCCCUAGACCCGGUGGCAUCGGGAGCGCGGCAGCGGGUCAACCUGGGAUGGAGGGGGAGAGUCUCCUCUCCAAGGUCCUACCAGGAAACCCUGCGGAGGCAGCAGGAAAACUAGGAGAAGCUAUCUCCGGUUUCGGCAAGAAGUUCACCUCGUUGUGGUGAGGUGUUGAGAUGAGGGUGUCUGUAAAUGUUAUGGAGGAUGUCGUGAGGCUUCGUACCAGAAAAACCUAGGAAGACCCCCGCUUUGUUUUACUGUGAGAGAGAGAGAGGGAGGGAGAAAUACAGCGACCAAGAGAAGAUAUCUGAGCGCACUGCCAACGAGGGCAGGAAUCAAUGGAUGCUGCAUGUCCCAGGUCUACGCACACAAUGGCAGAGAAACAAUGCUGAUUUCUCUGGCCGGCCAGACAAACGAUUUGAGGCCCCCAGACUGCAAUGCCCCUAGCCAAAGAACAAGGACACUGACCCCUGAGCCCCCCUGAACACCUAAGCCAUCGGAUCACAAGCCCUGAGGAUCCCUCCAGAGAGAGCCUAGCUGGAUAGAGAGCCUGAUUCCUGCCACUAUCUGGGUGUCACCAGGAUGUCACUCCUCAAGGACCAUCACCUCCCAAACAGCCAUUAUCCUUUGGGGAAUGGGCGCUAUACUAAGGAAUACUCCACCCAGCUGCUCUGUAGGAUGAUGGGAAGGGACCACAGUACUGUGACCCCACAACACGCUAAUGAUGCUAUCCUCUAGUCUGUAGGCUGUCCUCUAGUCUAAUGAUGCUAUCCUCUAGUCUGUGGGCUAUCCUCUAGUCUAAUGAUGCUAUCCUCUAGUCUGUGGGCUGUUGUGCUGCUGCCUGCUGGGGUUCGUAACAGACGUGGCCGUGGUGGCAUGGUAGGAUCCUUGAUUCCGUAAGCCUGUGCUCAGAUUAAAAAACACACAGACACACUCUCCUCUCAUCUCUUAAAAAGAAAAGAGAAGAACAGGUUUUUCUGGUACUAAAGACCUCCUGUUUAAUUUGGAUGCUGAUAAUUUAGGAAAGAAGAAGAAAAGACAAUAAGGAUGACUUGGUUGACAGAAGCUAGGAGGAAGUCUCCACAGUUUGCUCAGUUUUUUUCUCUACAUUCCAGAAUGGAAAAAAGCCCCGUUUUUUUUAAUGCUGAUUCGAUGGAUUCAUUUUUUCCCCUCUUGCAAUGUGUCUAAGAAGUGGA